This is a messenger RNA of Diachasma alloeum, 1407 nucleotides long. RefSeq names its product cysteine-rich with EGF-like domain protein 2 (gene Creld). Lineage: Eukaryota; Metazoa; Arthropoda; Insecta; Hymenoptera; Braconidae. Gene Ontology annotation, molecular function: calcium ion binding. Bases 214 to 1362 code for a protein of 382 amino acids. The record is from RefSeq and is a predicted model, not a curated record. The transcript has 4 exons.
CUCCACCCCGCCGUGUCAGUUGUCAACAUUUUCAAGAAUCUAACCUUCCAGGAUCUCCGAAUUUACACUAUUUCUCUGUCAGUUCCGGAGGUGUCAAUCCCACACGUGUGUUUAAUUUAUCAGAAUCACAAUCUUCAGAUCUACUAACCACCUGUACUGCCUAAUAAAGCUUGCCACGUGUCUAAUAGCAUUGUUGACAAACGGUUUGAUAAUAUGCGAGGAUUCAUCAGUCGGCACUUGUUAUACUCACUUUCUUUUUUUAUAUUUGCUGUCAUCAAUCCGGUUCCUGCUUCCCUGAAUUUUCAAACCGAAGAACAAUUGAAAGAGGCGAAACUCCCCUCUUGUGCGGCUUGCAAAAUACUCGCUGAGAGCUUCAAGAAGGGAAUCGAGAAGACAAAAAGAGGAAAAUUUGAGGGUGGAGAUACAGCUUGGGAAGAAGAUAAACUAUCAUCAUACUCAAAAAGUGAAGUACGAUUAACAGAAAUCCAAGAAAACUUAUGCAAAGAUGUAAAAAAAGGAGAAACCCAGUGCCACGAUCUGGCGAUGGAGUUAGAGAAUGCAAUUGAGGAGUGGUGGUUCAGCCACCAAGAUGCCUAUCCAGAUAUUUAUUCGUACAUUUGUAUAGAGCACGCGAAGAGGUGCUGCCCUAAGGAUCACUACGGUCCGGAAUGCGCCGAAUGCCCAGGUUUUCCAGAUAAGGUGUGCAGUAAUAACGGAAAGUGCAAAGGGGCCGGAACGAGGAAAGGAAAUGGCCAGUGUCUCUGUGAUAAGAAUUACAGGGGAGAGACUUGCUCAGAGUGUGCUCGUGGUUAUUAUGAAUCCUACAGAGAUGAGAACAAAUUACUCUGCUCUGAUUGCCAUCCAUCGUGUGCCGAUGGAUGCACGGGAGGAGGCCCUGGCAAGUGUCAGGGAGGCUGCAAAGACGGUUGGCGAUUAGUUGAAAAGGAAGGAUGCGUGGAUAUUAAUGAAUGCUUGGAGAGCAAAAAAUAUUGUCCCGGCAAUCAGUUCUGUGUUAAUAAGGAUGGCAACUACUCGUGCUUAACUUGUGAUAGGGCCUGUAAUGGCUGCGCCGGAGAUGGGCCAGAUAUGUGUACAGACUGCGCCGAAGGGCAUCAUAAACAAGAUAACAUUUGUAUAAAUUCAGAUGUUUUGGGACGUAAGAAAACCGAGAAUAUGGCUCGAUAUGCUACUUAUUUCGGUUUGUGUGCUGCAACGUGUAUUAUACUCCAGAAGAAUGUUUACGCAGCUAGUGCAAUUGGGUUGCUCGUUGGACUCUACAUAUCCGUCUCCGAAUACAUGAUUGCUACCACUGGUGUCCAGAACACAUCACCAAAUUUCGAUAUUUUAAGACCGAUUGUCUAACGGGAGAACUAUGUGUAUUGUUCAUGUAUUUAUGUAUUUAUGAAU